AGCGAGGCGUAGCUAGGCUAGCUUCUCAAUGGCAUGUUAUGUUUUCAGCAGUAACGACAGUCUGCGUUAAUAUUUGGUAGAAUCUUUCGUUUAUGAAAGUUGUGUAACUUUUGCGUGUGUUAUUUGGACCAGAAUGGAAGGUAAAAUGAUCGGACCGGGUCCAUACAGGGCAACAAAGUUGUGGAAUGAAACUAUCAAGCUCUUCCGUGGAGGCAUGCCUCUGAAAAGACACUGGGCAUACUUCCGUAGCUAUGACAACAGCUUCACUGGAUCUGAGGCCGUUGAUUGGCUACAUGAGCUGCUGAAGCGAAACCAUAACUUUGGGCCAGAGGUGACCCGGUACCAGACCCUGCAACUGCUCAGGAAAUUCAUGAAGAACCACGUCGUUGAGGAUGUCAAGGGCCGCUAUGGUAAAGAAGACUUUGAGGACAGUGGUCAAGUCUACAGGUUCCCUCCUACGUCCCCCCUGAAGCCCCUGCCCCAGCGGACCCCAGUGUCAGAGAACUGUGACCUGCCCCGCCUCAUCCGCUGGGACGACUACGAGGAACUGCCGCAGCCAGAGAAGAUCCCCAUGAAGUCUCUGAUCCUGAACUCAGAGACGUGGAACAAGAGACACAGCAUAGCCAUUGGAGAGGUGCACGAGUGCAAAAUCAUACGUAGGAGUGACAUCACCCCCAAGCAAGUUGACCAAAUCUGGAAGAAAAUGACAAUCGCACAGUACGUAGCUAGCUGUCCACCACACACCACCACACACCAUGGACUUGCGCUUGUUGGUCACUGUGUGUGUGUGUGUCGUUGCUUUUCCUUUUACAACCGUUUUAGUUUGCAGAGAGUGCUGGGUCUGAAGACAAUGGAUGGAGUGUUGGAUCCCAAACACGUGAAUGCAAAGCAUAUAAUUCACAACGUAUUCAGUGUCAAUAAAACAGGAAUAGUUAUUGUGAAGAACAAAGCGGAGGACAUGCCCUAUUGGGUUCUAUCAGCAAUGAAGUGCCUAGCCAACUGGCCCAAUGGUAGGGAGACCAAGCAGCCCAUGUACCCAGGCUUUGAGCGUGAUGUGCUGCGGACGGUGGCUGAGUACUUCCAGAGACUCAAAGAGCCCCUGUUGACCUUCCAGCUCUAUGAAGUCUUUGUCAACAUUCUCAGUCUGCUGCAGCAGAAAGAGGUGGCAGCAGAGGCCCUCCAGGUGUGCAGCCUCCUCCUGCCACCGGCCAACCGCCGCAGACUCCAGCUGCUCCUCCGCCUCAUGGCCAGGGUCUGCCAGAACCCCGCCCUUCCACCGCUUAACGAUGCCAUAGCAACACGCACCCUGAUGGUGCAGACAUUCUCGCGCUGCAUCCUGGGCUCUGCAGAGGAGGUGGACCUGGACGAGCUUCUGGCCACCAAGCUGGUCACCUUCAUGAUGGAGCACCACGACAGUGUCCUCAGGGUGCCCUCUAACCUGCACAGACAUGUGGAUGAUCACCUCUCCCACCUCAGGAGGGUACAGAUAAAGUAUGCCGGUGCUGAUACAGACGCCUCCCUGGUGUCUCCGUCGUACUGCAGGAAGAUUAGCAGGGCAGAGUUUGAGGAGCAGAGAGUCUCCAGCUCCCAGGGGCCCAUGCAGGAGCUGCUGGAGGGCCUCAUCGCCGACACUGAGCUCUCAGCCAAGGACAAGAGGAAGAGACUCAAGCAGUUCCAGAAGUCCUAUCCAGAGAUCUACCGCAGGCGGUUCCCCACAGCGGAGAGCAAGGCUGCCGUCUUACCAGAGAAAGCACCACGGCUCAAACCCCAGCUCAUGCUCCUAACCCUAAAGAAACCCUUCCAGCCUUUCCAAAGGAGUUGGAGCUUUAGGGCCUAACUCUCACCUCUGACUCUGCACGUCUGACCUCUACAGUGUGGCCAGCAGACAGGGAGGAUUAUGUGUGUUGGCGUGUUUGGAGCUUAUUCCACAGCAGGUCAAUGAGAAUAGAAUUCACAGGGGUAAAGUGGCAAUAGAUGGAAUAGUGUUGCCAAUUUGACUUACUAUACUAGAAACUACUGUUAAACUAAGAAGAGAAGUAUAGUAGAAACUACUGUUAAACUAAGAAGAGAAGUAUAGUAGAAACUACUGUUAAACUAAGAAGAGGAUGCUAGGAAUCCAUAAAGGGCAGCUUGUGUUUGCCAAUUUAACAGUGACUGGAAAUGAUCAUGCAUAACAGGCCCAUAGAAUUGGUCACUACAGGUAGAAUUAGAAAUGUGUGUGCCAUGUUUAAAUUGGUUUUAAAAAAAGAAACAAAAAUUACCCCCUUUUCCUCCCCAAUUUCGAUCUUGUCUCAUCGCUGCAACUCCCCAAUGGGCUCGGGAAGUGAAAGUCGAGUCAUGCAUCCUCCGAAACAUGGUUCUUAGCACCCGUCCACUUAACCCGGAAGCCACCCGCACCAAUGUGUUGUAGGAAACACCGUUCAACUGAGGACCAGGUCAGCCUGCAGGCGCGUGACAAGGAGUCGCUAGAGUGUGAUGUGUCAAGUACAACCCCCCGGCCAAACCCUCCCCGAACCCGGACGACGCUGGGCCAAACCCUCCCCGAACCCGGACGACGCUGGGCCAAACCCUCCCCGAACCCGGACGACGCUGGGCCAAACCCUCCCCGAACCCGGACGACGCUGGGCCAAACCCUCCCCGAACCCGGACGACGCUGGGCCAAUUGUGCGCCGCCUUAUGGGACUUCCGAAAACAGCUGAUUGUGAUUACAGCCCCGGAUUAAACCUGGGUCUGUAUUGACGCCUCUAGCGCUGCGAUGCAGUGUCUUAGACCGCUGCACCACUCGGAGGCCCAUGUUUUUUUCCCACCAAGUGAACACUGAUUUUUUUUUUUUUACCGUCAUGCAUUUCAAUUGGCCAUUUACAGUGAGCUCCAAAAGUAUUGGGACAGUGACCAUUUGUUGUUGUUGUUUUGGCUCUGUACUGCAGCACUUUGGAUUUGAAAUGAUACAAUGACUUUUGGGUUAAAGUGCAGACUGUCAGCUAAAAAUGUGAGUGUAUUUUCAUGCCAUUUUAGGGAACCAAAAGUAUUGGAACAAAUUCACGUGUAUUAAAGUAGUCAAGUUUAGUAUUUGGCACCAUAUUCAAAGCACGCAAUGAUUACGUCAAGCCUGUGACUGCACAUUUGUUGAAUGCAUUUGCUGUUCGCUUUGGUUGUGUUUCUGAUUAUUUGUGCCCAAUAGAAAUUAAUGGUAAAUAAUGUAUUGUCAUUUUGGAGUCACUUUUAUUGUAAAUAUGUAGAACAGAAUGUUUCUAAACACUUCUACAUUAAUGUGGAUGUGACCAUGAUUAUUGAUAGUGAAUAAUGAUGAAAGUUACAGAUGCACAAAUAUCACACCCCCAGAAAUGCUAACCUCUCCUAUUAUUGUAAUGUUUUUUUUGUUUUGUUUUUUCCCCACCUUUAUUUAACCAGGUAGGCUAGUUGAGAACACCUUUAUUUAACCAGGUAGGCUAGUUGAGAACACCUUUAUUUAACCAGGUAAGCUAGUUGAGAACACCUUUAUUUAACCAGGUAGGCUAGUUGAGAACAAGUUCUCAUUUGCAACUGCGACCUGGCCAAGAUAAAGCAUAGCAGUGUGAACAGACAACACAGAGUUACACAUGGAGUAAACAAUUAACAAGUCAAUAACACAGUAGAAAAAAAGAGAGUCUAUAUACAUUGUGUGCAAAAGGCAUGAGGAGGUAGGCGAAUAAUUAAAAUUUUGCAGAUUAACACUGGAGUGAUAGAUGAUCAGAUGGUCAUGUACAGGUAGAGAUAUUGGUGUGCAAAAGAGCAGAAAAGUAAAUAAAUAUAAACAGUAUGGAGAUGAGGUAGAAAAAUGGGUGGGCUAUUUACCGAUAGACUAUGUACAGCUGCAGCGAUCGGUUAGCUGCUCUGAUAGCAGAUGUUUGAAGUUGGUGAGGGAGAGAAGUCUCCAACUUCAGCGAUAUUUGCAAUUUGUUCCAGUCACAGGCAGCAGAGAACUAGAACGAAAGGCGGCCAAAUGAGGUGUUGGCUUUAGGGAUGAUCAGUGAGAUACACCUGCUGGAGCGCGUGCUACGGGUGGGUGUUGCCAUCGUGAACAGAUAAGGUGGAGGUUAACAUGUCUUUGGGAAAUGAUAUUUGUGAUUUUAAAUUUCUAACUCCUCAUUAUUCAUGAUUCAUUCAGGAUUAUCCAUAAUCAUGGGGGGGGGGGAUCCACAUUUAAUGUAGAAGUGUUUAGAAACAUUGUAUUCUUAUUUACAAUAACAGGGACUCAAAUAACACAAUACAUUAUUAAACAAGCGUUUUAAUAUGGCACAAAAUAAUCUGAAUCACAACCAAAACAAACAACAAAUUGCAUAAAACAAGAUUGUGGAGUCACAAGCGUGAUGCAAUCAUUGCAUGGUAUGAAUAUGGGACCAAAUAAUAAACUUUAAACUACUUUAAUACACAAGUGAAUUUAUCCCAAUACUUUUGGUCCACUAAAAUGUACAUAAAGUGCUGUUAUUUCUAAACGGUUCACCCGAUAUGGAUAAAUUCCCUCAAAUCAAAUGGAAGAUCGACAGUCGUCUGCACUUGAACCUCAUAGUCAUUGUAUCAUUUCAAAGCCAAAGUUCUGGAGUAAAGAGCCAAAACAACAUGUGUCACUGUCCCAAUACUUCUGGAGGUCACUAUGUCCCUGUUAAUAUUAUUUGGUGAGUGUGGUCUUUCUCAGAACACAUAGGUACUGAAGGGCUGGAAGAGCCCUUUUCUUCAAUAUAGCACUGGUCUAUGGAAUUGUCAGUCAUCUCUGAUUCUUCACUUAAUUUCAUUAUAGAAUUUCAUAAUGAUCUUGUUUACUACUAGGUCUUCUGGAGACACCCCAGUAGACUUAGGGUGGAUUGAGUCAUCUCAUGAGACAUGUUUUUACAUUUAAUUGUCAUGGUACUGUAUUUCAGUAAUGGAAAAUGUUAUUUCAAGUUUAAUAUAUUUUUGAUAACUCUAAACUACUUUACAGCUUUACCUGUACAUCUGUUUUUCUGAUCACACUGGAGAACUAGAAACCGUCGUUAAGAAUGUUGCUGAAGAACUCACUGAAGUGCCAGUUGAUAAUAUUGUAUAUUUGUUGGAAUGUUGUUAGUCAUUUUGUAUAUAGUUAUAAGAAGUUAUUUUUCACACGGUCACACAGUAUGUCCUUUACUAUAACAAGCAUGUUGUUUUAUUUCCUGUCACUUUGUCUUACUACUGUACCUACUUUCUCUAAUGACAUCUUUAGCUUUUAGCACUUUUUUUUCUUUGUAUUUCUUUGAGCGAUGUUUAAUCAUAAAACUAACUUUUAGCACUGGAUAAUUUUUAUACAGAUAUCACUGCAAGUAUUUUUGGCUGAUAAUGUUAGUGGAUAGAUGGAAGAAUGUUGGGAUCUUGACUGUUACGCCCUUACUGCAGGUAGUAAGUGGCUGCUCUUGCAUUUUUGCUGGAAUAUGGAAACCUGAUGAAUACAAGAAAUGUAAAAGAAGGUGUCUCGUCGACUCUUUCUUGUGUGUAUGAAAUCCACUCAACAAAUAACUUUCGGUUGAGAACAGGACACAUUUUCAGAUGGCAUCAAAGCACAUUUUUAUUGGAUUGUGGCUAAAGGCUUUCCAACCCUGGUUUUCAAUGAAGUAGGUAGGAUUCAUGAGUACCUUCCUGUACCAUAAACAGUCAGCACUUUAACCUCACAUUUAUCAUUUCAAAAUGAAAAGUGCUGGAGUACAGAACCAAAACAACAAAUGUGUCACUGUCCCAAAACCUUUGGAGCUCACUGUACUUUCGACAUAGAAUUAAGCAUACAUUUUAUGGCUCUAGCAGGCAGGCAAAAGCCCUACUCACCUGCUUUGUGCUCCCUCUGAUUUUUGGGGUGCAUGAUGCCCAUGCUUGUAGCCAUUUAUUAAUGAUCUUGCUGCACUUUUCUCCUGGCAAUUUGGCCCACCCUUCAGCUGGAAACUGCUCCAAUUCUUCAAUGUUUGAGUGGGUGCCUUCCAUCAACUGUGAUUUUCAGAUCUGGCCAUAGGUUUUCGAUAGUAUUCAGAUUUGGUCUCAUCGUCCAGAACAAUCCAGGGUCCUUCU
Molecule: messenger RNA, 6045 nt
Organism: Oncorhynchus masou masou (cherry salmon)
Lineage: Eukaryota; Metazoa; Chordata; Actinopteri; Salmoniformes; Salmonidae
Product: DEP domain-containing protein 1B-like
Exons: 10
Coding region: 134-1837 (567 amino acids)
Biological process (GO): intracellular signal transduction
Source: RefSeq, a predicted model, not a curated record